This is a messenger RNA of Dreissena polymorpha, 816 nucleotides long. RefSeq names its product collagen alpha-2(I) chain-like. The transcript has 5 exons. NCBI's taxonomy places the organism in Eukaryota, Metazoa, Mollusca, Bivalvia, Myida, Dreissenidae. The record is from RefSeq and is a predicted model, not a curated record. The coding region runs from base 1 to 816 and encodes 271 amino acids.
AUGCAUGGUGGGACCUUAGGGCAGUGCAAGGAGGCAGGGUGGGACCUAAGGAAAGUGCAAGGAGGCAGGGUGGAACCUAAGGGCGGUGCAAGGAGGAAGGGGUGGGACCUUAGGGCAGUGCAAGGAGGCAGGGUGGGACCUAAGGGCAGUGCAAGGAGGCAUGGUGGGACCUUAGGGCAGUGCAAGAAGGAAGGGUGGGACCUUAAUGCAGUGCAAGGAGGCAGGGUGGGACCUAAGGGCGGUGCAAGAAGGCAAGGUGGGACCUUAGGGCAGUGCAAGGAGGCAGGGGUGGGACCGAGGCAGGGUGGGACCUUAGGGCAGUGCAAGGAGGCAGGGGUGGGACCUAAGGGCAGUGCAAGGAGGCAUGGUGGGACCUUAGGGCAGUGCAAGGAGGAAGGGUGGGACCUUAAUGCAGUGCAAGGAGGCAGGGUGGGACCUAAGGGCGGUGCAAGGAGGCAAGGGUGGGACCUUAGGGCAGUGCAAGGAGGCAGGGUGGGACCUAAGGGCAGUGCAAGGAGGCAUGGUGGGACCUUAGGGCAGUGCAAGAAGGAAGGGUGGGACCUUAAUGCAGUGCAAGGAGGCAGGGUGGGACCUAAGGGCGGUGCAAGAAGGCAAGGGUGGGACCUUAGGGCAGUGCAAGGAGGCAGGGUGGGACCUAAGGGCAGUGCAAGGAGGCAUGGUGGGACCUUAGGGCAGUGCAAGGAGGAAGGGUGGGACCUUAAUGCAGUGCAAGGAGGCAGGGUGGGACCUAAGGGCGGUGCAAGGAGGCAAGGUGGGACCUUAGGGCAGUGCAAGGAGGCAGGGGUGGGACCGUAG